Messenger RNA from Myotis brandtii (Brandt's bat), 1996 nucleotides. Its product is annotated as zinc finger protein 583. The coding region runs from base 112 to 1821 and encodes 569 amino acids. Gene Ontology annotation, biological process: regulation of DNA-templated transcription. The transcript is spliced from 4 exons. Lineage: Eukaryota; Metazoa; Chordata; Mammalia; Chiroptera; Vespertilionidae. The record is from RefSeq and is a predicted model, not a curated record.
GUCCCUUUCUCCCUCCGCAGCUCGCCUUUCCCCAGACGCUGCUCCUCUGCCGGAGAGGAGCCUGAGGGAGGGGCCGGAAGCGCCGCCGUCCGUCCUCAGGCUCCGAAAGCCAUGUCCCAGGAUUUGGUGACAUUUGGGGAUGUGGCUAUAGAUUUCUCUCAAGAGGAGUGGGAAUGGCUAAAUCUUGCUCAGAGGAAUUUGUACAGGAAGGUGAUGUUGGAGAACUACAGGAACCUGGAAUCGCUGGGAGUUUCCGUUUCGAAGCCAGAGGUGAUCUUGCUACUGGAGCAAGGAAGAGAGCCCUGGAUGGUGACAAAAGCCAGCACAGAAGGCACAUGCUCUGAUUGGGAGUAUGCAUUUAAAAACAGUGAAUUUUCAUCAAAGCAAGUUAUUUAUGAAGAAUCAUCCAAAGUAGUGACAACAGGAAGAAGCCAUCUUAGUUACAGCUUUGAUUGCCCCAGUUUGAUAGAAGACUAUGAAAGUGGGGACUGGUUUAACAACAAAUUGCAAAGUAAGGAGGUACAUCCUAGUCAACUGAUCAUCACGCAUAAGAAAAUCCUUACUGAAGAUCAAAGUAGUGAAUGUACUAAAUCUUGGCAAACUUUCCACCAGGAUGCAAUAUUUGCUAUAAAACAGGGUUUUCCCACCAAAGAAAGAACACAUAAGCAUGAGCCACAAAAGAGAAAAUACCGCAAAAAAUCUGUGGACAUGAAGCCUAAGAAAGUCUAUGUAGAAAAGAAACUUUUGAAAUGUAAUGAGUGUGAGAAAGUUUUCAACCAGAGCUCAUCCCUUACUCUUCACCAGAGAAUUCAUACCGGAGAGAAACCCUAUGCCUGUGUUGAAUGUGGGAAAACCUUCAGCCAGAGUGCAAACCUGGCUCAACAUAAGCGAAUACACACCGGGGAGAAGCCCUACGAAUGUAAGGAAUGUAGGAAAGCCUUCAGCCAGAACGCACACCUCGCUCAGCACCAGAGAGUUCACACUGGAGAGAAACCUUACCAGUGUAACGAGUGUAAGAGAGCCUUCAGCCAGAUUGCACACCUGACGCAACACCAGAGGAUUCACACUGGAGAGAGACCGUUCGAAUGUAUUGAGUGUGGAAAGGCCUUUAGUAACGGUUCAUUUCUUGCUCAGCAUCAGCGAAUUCAUACUGGGGAGAAACCUUACGUAUGUAAUGUGUGUGGGAAAGCCUUUAGCCAUCGUGGUUACCUAAUCGUGCAUCAGAGGAUUCACACCGGAGAGAGACCUUACGAGUGUAAGGAAUGCAGGAAGACCUUCAGCCAGUAUGCGCACCUGGCUCAGCACCAGAGAGUCCACACUGGAGAGAAACCGUAUGAGUGUAAGGUGUGUAGGAAAGCCUUCAGCCAGAUCGCAUACCUCGAUCAGCACCAGAGGGUCCAUACUGGAGAGAAACCCUAUGAAUGCAUUGAAUGUGGGAAGGCCUUCAGCAAUAGUUCGUCGCUGGCACAACACCAGCGGAGUCACACGGGAGAGAAACCUUACAUGUGUAAGGAGUGCAGGAAAACAUUUAGCCAGAAUGCAGGCCUUGCUCAGCACCAGCGGAUCCAUACUGGAGAGAAACCUUACGAAUGUAACGUGUGUGGGAAAGCCUUUAGCUACAGUGGCUCUCUUACCCUGCAUCAAAGAAUUCACACUGGAGAGCGACCCUACGAAUGUAAGGACUGCAGGAAAUCGUUCAGGCAGCGUGCACACUUGGCUCAUCACAAGAGAAUUCACGCUAUGGAGUCUUUCUUGAGUCUCUCAUCUUCCUCACCCUCCAUGUCCAGCCAUUUGCUAGAAGCUAUAGGUUUUAUCUCCUAAAUAUGCCUUGAAUAUCACUCCUUUAAUCAUUUCCACUCCAUCAUCUUCAUCCAGUGCACAAUAAUCUACUUGACAUGGUCUAUGGAAAUAACUUCCUAACUGGAUUACUGUGUUGACCACUUACUUUGUCAGUUGUCACACUGCAGACAAACCUAUUAAAAAUAGUUUGAUCAUA